UCUGAAGGAGCAAAGGAUCCCCCUCAGGCCUCGUCUUCCCUCCCUCGGAGAAAUGAUGCUCCACGGAACAGGGUCUCCCCGGGGUCUAACGCAGGUCUGAGCCGCAGGAGGCUGGGGAAACAGCCGACACCUCCAACUGCGUCGGAAUCCCUCAGGGCUUCGGAUUAAAGCUGUUACAUCAGUAAAUUAAAAAAAAAAUAAAAUGUCCAACAACAGAAAACAGCCCCAGACCUGGACGUUUAUACAGAAAAAGAGCAUCACAAAUUCCUAAUAGCUAUGAAGCAGGGACAGAGGCAGAGCGAGUUCCUUCAGGCAGGGCUGGGAUCUGAGCUCGCACAAAUAGCUCCCCGGUGGACUCGUCCCAGGUUCCUGCCCUUCCCCGUCCCUUCGCUCGGCUCCGAGGUGGAAGACCCGGAGCUACGAGCCCGCCGGCGAUGAGCCACAUCUACGGCAGCCACCUCUCCCCCAUGGGCAGCCCCUCCAUGGUGUACCUCCCGGCCGCCCUGAGCUUCGCCCCCAGCGGUGCGAUCUCCCGGCAGGACCCCCCGCAGAAGCCCCCCUACAGCUACAUCGCUCUCAUCGCCAUGGCCAUCAAAGAAGCUCCGGAGCAGAAGGUGACCCUCAGCGGCAUCUACCAGUUCAUCAUGGACCGCUUCCCCUUCUAUCACGACAACAAGCAGGGCUGGCAGAACAGCAUCCGCCACAACCUCUCCCUCAACGACUGCUUCGUCAAGGUGCCGCGGGAGAAGGGACGGCCCGGCAAGGGCAGCUACUGGACCCUGGACCCCCGGUGCCUGGACAUGUUCGAGAACGGCAACUACCGCCGGAGGAAGAGGAAGCCCAAAGCCCCGGGGCCACCGGAGGCGAAGGGCGGCGCGGCCCCCGCGGACGACGGGCAGCCGGGGCCGGCCGCUCGCCCCGACGAGCCCAAGAGGGCGAAGGGGAGCGCGGCGGCGGACUCGGGCGACGAGGGGGUCCCCAGGCCGGGCGGGGGGGAAGCGGCUCCCCCCGGGGGUCCCCCCCGCUGCGGCGGCGCCCCGGUCCCCGCCGCGCCCCGGCCGCCCGCCGCCGCCCCGCCGUACAAGAGCGGCCCUCGGGGCCGCAGCUUCAGCAUCGAGAGCAUCCUCGCCCAGGGGCUGAGGCAGCCCCCCCCCGGGGCAGCCCCCAAGGCGGCCCGGGAGAGCCCGGUCGGCUGCCUCGGCGGCUCCCUGGUCGCCAGCGGCGGCUUCGGCCCGGCCCUCAACGCCUCCCUCAUGCUCGACUCCCAGGUGCACGGGAGGCUUUACCACAUCGGCAUCCCCUUCCUCUCCUGCUUCCCUCUCCACUUCUCCGAGGCGGUAUUUAAUUUUCAGUAGUUGCCCCAUAAUUAUAACCCCCUUAUCCCACCCCACCCGUUUCGCCCCGAUUGCUGCUCCGGGGGCGCGAUGGGAGGGAGAGACCGGACUCAGACCUCAC
Grus americana (Whooping crane) is the source of this 1455-nucleotide messenger RNA. RefSeq names its product forkhead box L1 (gene FOXL1). The coding region runs from base 435 to 1355 and encodes 306 amino acids. Gene Ontology annotation, molecular function: DNA-binding transcription factor activity, RNA polymerase II-specific; RNA polymerase II cis-regulatory region sequence-specific DNA binding. The transcript is spliced from 2 exons. The record is from RefSeq and is a predicted model, not a curated record. Lineage: Eukaryota; Metazoa; Chordata; Aves; Gruiformes; Gruidae. Gene Ontology annotation, biological process: anatomical structure morphogenesis; regulation of transcription by RNA polymerase II; cell differentiation.